AUGAGCUCAGUUCCAAAAUCUGGUGAUAUCGACGAAGAAAAUAAUAUAUUAUCAACAAAAAUAAAAUUAACAAAAAAUGAGUAUAACGCAACAGUACGUAACAAACUUGAAUAUAAUCGUCUCAAAGUUAUAAAAAGACAUAUCGGAUAUCAAAAUGAUAUGAAUGCCUGUAAAUUGCGAACAUCUGUGCAUGAUUUAAAAAAAUGGCUGGAUGAUAAUCAAAGAGUUGUUUGUAAUAUUAAUGAAUUCUUUACGAAUAGACAAGUUCAAUCAGCGCAUCCUCAUAUGCGUUCUCGAUUGCCUGGUGUUCGUUCAAGCUUUGCUCGUUCAAACGAUGAUCGGUCGCAGAGUCGAAUGAAAUCUGCAUCGACACUUUCUCGGCCAUACACUGCACCACUUCAAGUGUUAUUUGAAGAAAAAAUCGAUCAAGGAGAUACGGAAACUGAUGAUGAUGAAAUAGUACCAUUGUCUAUUUCUCGAUUGACUUCAGGCAAACGUUCAGUAGCUCGAUCUACGUCUGCUAUUUCAAGUUCAGCAUUUUCUCAACAUCCAACUGAAACAAUUGUUAAUGAGAUUGACACAAAACCACCGCCCAUUUCAUCGAUAAGUCACCGUAUAACAUGGCCAGUUAAAUUAAAAGUAUUUGCAUUACAAGAUGAAAACGAAUCUCGUCAACAAUAUUUAGCUUGGCGUGCUGAACAACGUAAAGUUAAAGCUAAACCUUCAACAGAAACAUUUUUUGAUGUUGAACUUGAACGAAAAUAUCAAGAAUCAAUUCGACGACGACAAGAAAUUGAAGCCUAUCUUACGCCAGAAUUAAUUGAAGAACAUAAAUUAAAUGAUCCAAUAUUUGCUAAGCGUUAUCGACAAUUUAAAAUAGCUUUACAUUCUGGUAAAAUUCCAUCCUAUGAUCCUAAUGACUGUGAAAUAAAUAUAACUAUGACUAAAUCAAAAAUAGAACGUGCACGUUCAGAACUUAUUACAGCUGAACAAUCGAAAAUCAAAACAUAUUAUCAAAAUCAACAAAAUUCGAAUGAUUUACUUCUAUCGAAACGUAUUGAAACUUUUUUAAAACGACUUGCAAAACUUAAAGAAGAUCAAGAAAGAGAAUGCCAAGUUUAA
This is a messenger RNA of Rotaria socialis, 1122 nucleotides long. The record is from the annotation of a GenBank genome assembly. Lineage: Eukaryota; Metazoa; Rotifera; Eurotatoria; Philodinida; Philodinidae.